UCAGAAAGUAAAAUGUGUGAUGAAGAGGAGGAGGAGGAGGAUCAGCUGAUGGAAAGAAAAGAGCAAAAACAAAAGUGCUGCUGGAAUUUUUCUCCACAGUUUUCCUUUUGCUUCAAAUUUCAGCCUCAAAAAGAAAAAAAAGACGGAGAGAAAAUGAGGAACAGACCACAGAGAGGAGGAGGAGGAGGAGGAGGAGGAGGGGAGCUGGUCUGGGAUCAGAUGUCUGGGUGAAGGAGGAGGAGGAGGAGUUGUGGUGUCGGUCUGCAACUCAGAUCAGAUUUUCACACAAAAGCCUGAAGCUGCCGAGAGAGACGACCGACCGACUGUCCGUCCGUCCGUCUGUGAGAGUGUUUGGACAAACUGAUGCUGGAGUGAAAGAAUAAAACUCCUCUGAGGGAGGAAACGUGAAGCAGCAGCCGGAGGAGGAAUGAGGGGAAAGUUGAAGGAAGAGUGAAGCAGCGUCUGUGUGGGAGCUGAGUCGGCACAUUCUGGAUUCUUCAGGAGGAAGAAACGUUUGAUUUAAUCAGAAAACACAUCAAGUUAUUCUUCACAGUUUGUUUGUGUCUGAUCUGAUCUCAGAGCAGUUUGAUCGACAGGAAGCUGCAGCUGAUCUGAGCAAAGAGUUUAUUGUUAAAUCUCUUCAACUGGAUUCUUCUGACUGAUCUGAUGGAGUGAGGGAUCCUCUGAGAGGACGAGGAGAUGGAGACGAGAGGAUUUCUAAGUUUUCUGAAAGAGUGAGAGGAAGAGGAGAAGAGGGGAGGAUGGGAGAAAGAGGGGGAGGAUGAAGGGGGGGAGACACUGACCUCCACAUGACCUCCAUCGGAGAGCAAACAGACGGAGUUCUGCUGAAACAGACUUUAUUUGAUGUGAUGAACUCUCUGAGGACUCGACUGUACAAACAGGAAGUGACUGAUUCAGACAGAGACCUUCAGAUUAAAUGUCUCAUUUCACAAAGUGUCAGUGAAACAUGAACUAAACACACAGACUGACCUCUGACCUGCGGACAGGACCCUCGUACCUGUGUGGGCGUCGGCAUGCAGCUGAACCGGCCUCGCAGCGCCCUGCUCGGGUUCAGCCUCCCUCCUCCUCCCCCGCCUCCUCCUCCGCCUCCUCCUCCCUCCUUCUCCAGUCAGUUCAGCACCAUGAGGUUUUCCUACCACCUGAACACCUCAACAGCACCUCCCCACAACAGCGCCACCCGCAGGACAGGUCCCUCCUCCUCCUCCAGUCCCAGUUUGCUGACUAAGAGUCUCUCUCUGGAGCCAUCCUGUUCUCCGUGCGGCCACCAGGGGGCACUGGACGCUGACGCUCCCCAGCAGCUGAGCUCCGACCCGGGGCCCAGCUCCUCGUCAUCAGGCCCCGCCUCUUUGGAGGGAGGGGCGGAGCUAACAGAGCGCCGUGGCUCUGCUAACGGGCUGCUGCUGGUCAAUGACACGGGGCCGCCGGAGCUGCCGGCUGCCACGGUAACACCACCGAGCAAGAGCAGAGCGCCGCUGCCUGGACCCAAACCUCAGGUCCCCCCAAAGCCCCCCCACCUCCAGCAGCAAGCAGGGGUGUCAAGGCCACGCCCCCGGGCUCCAGACAAGCCCCUCCCCCCUCCCCCGCCAUGCAGACCCCUCCCUGCAGACCCACGGGGGGGCCGGACUCCGCCUAGCCGUGGCGAUGGCACCGCAUCCCCCACCUGCGUCCUGUCACUCAUCGAGAAAUUUGAGCGCGAGCAGAUCAUCGUGGUUCCUGACAUCACCGGGGGGGCCCUGUGUCCACGCCUCCCUGAGCCCCCCUCCUCCCAGCCUUCAUCACCACCAUCAUCAUCAUCGCCCGCCCCUCCCCCACCUGAGGAGGAACUGCCCUCUGAGCUGAAAGAUCAUGAUGGCGUCACACUGGAGGGAGACAGCGACCGGCACAAUGACCAUGAUGAUGACAAUGAAGAUGAUGAUGAUGACGAUGACGACGAAGAUGAUGAUGAUGAUGACGAUGAUGACGAAGAGCUGGCAGUGGCGUGUGGUGAGGACUUCCAUCAGAAACGUCUCUCCAUGGAGUCAGGUUACAGUCCCUCAGAGAAACACCUGGAGGAUGACGUGGUUGCUGUGGAGAUGAGGGAGCAACAACAGCAGCAGCCGGCACAGCUCGACCAAUCAGAGCUCCCCUCUGAGCGUCUGUCCCUCCCCUCCUCGCAGACGGAAGGGAAGCUGGCCAAUCGGGACAGCGGCAUAGACAGCAUCAGUUCUCCGUCGCACAGCGAGGAGCUGUGCUUCGCUGGUGUGGAUGAUGGGGGCGUGGCUUACCCGUGCAGUCCCGCCCUCCUGCCUCGCCUCUCCAGCUCAUCCUCGUACGCCGGAGAAGGAGGGGAGGGGGAGGAGGGAGAGGCACAGGGUGGAGCCAGGAGGAGGAGGGAGUUCUCUGAGGAGGGAGACAGUGACUUAGAGGAGGAGGAGGCGGAGCUAACGCUGGUGCUGCCCCGACCCAAGACAGACAGACAGGACUCUGCUGAGCUGUCUGUCCAGCAGAGGGUCUUCAACAUCGCUAAUGAGCUGCUGCACACAGAGAUCGCCUACGUCUCUAAGCUCCACCUACUGGACCAGGUUUUCUGUGCCCGGCUCCUGGAGGAGGCUCGGUCUCGCUCCUCCUUCCCCUGUGACGUGGUUCAGGGAAUCUUCUCCAACAUCUGCUCCAUCUACUGUUUCCAUCAGCAGUUUCUGCUGCCGGCGCUGCAGAAACGAAUGGAGGAGUGGGACUUGAACCCACGGAUCGGGGACAUCCUUCAGAAGCUGGCUCCCUUCCUGAAGAUGUACGGCGAGUACGUGAAGAACUUUGACCGGGCCAUGGAGCUGGUGAACACCUGGAUGGAGCGAUCGGCUCAGUUCAAGGCCAUCAUCCAGGAGAUCCAGAGGGAGGAGCGCUGUGGGAACCUGACUCUGCAGCACCACAUGCUGGAGCCGGUUCAGAGGAUCCCUCGCUACGAGCUGCUGCUCAAAGAUUAUCUUCACCGACUGCCGGAGGACGCCCCAGACCACAGGGACGCCCAGAAGUCUCUGGAGCUGAUCGCCACGGCAGCAGAACACUCCAACGCUGCCAUCAGGAAGAUGGAGCGGAUGAGGAAGCUGCUGAAGGUGUACGAGUUGUUGGGAGGAGAGGAAGACAUCGUCAACCCAACGAACGAGCUGAUUAAAGAGGGACACAUCCUCAAACUGUCCAACAAGAACGGGACCACACAGGACCGAUACCUCAUACUGUUUAACGACAGGUUGCUGUACUGUGUCCCGAAGCUGCGUCUGAUUGGUCAGAAGUAUGGCGUCCGCGCUCGCAUUGACGUGGACGGGAUGGAGCUGAAGGAGACCAGCAGUGCUGCUGUUCCCAGGACGUUCCUGGUGUCUGGAAAACAGAGAUCGCUGGAGCUGCAGGCCAGGACGGAGGAGGAGAAGAAAGACUGGAUACAGGCCAUCCAGGCGACGAUCCAGAGACACGAGCAGACGGUGGACAGCUUCAGACAUCUCAACUGUUCACUACGAGACGACGAGUCCACGCCGCCUCACUCCCCGAGCUGUGUGGAGCUGGGAAAACGAGCUCCGACUCCAAUCAGAGAGAAGGAAGUCACUCUGUGUAUGAAGUGUCAGGAGCCGUUCAACUCCAUCACCAAGAGACGACACCACUGUAAAGCCUGCGGACACGUGGUUUGUGGGAAAUGUUCAGAGUUUCGUGCUCGCCUUUCGUACGACAACAACCGCACCAACCGAGUUUGUGUCGACUGCUACGCCAUGCUGGUGGGGGUGUGCCCCUCGCCCGCCACGCUGAGCAGCAGCACCCAGAGGAGGCGUUCCAUCCUGGAGAAACAGGCUUCCCUGGCAGCAGAGAACAGUGUGAUUUGUAGUUUUCUUCACCACAUGGAGAAAGGAAGUGGGCGGGGCUGGCAGAAGGCCUGGUUUGUCAUCCCUGAGAACGAGCCACUGGUGCUCUACAUCUACGGAGCUCCGCAGGACGUGAAGGCGCAGCGCAGUGUGCCUCUGAUUGGCUUCGAAGUCUCUCUUCCUGAGCCAUGUGACCGCCUGGAGCGCCGCCACGCCUUCAAGAUCUCCCAGAGUCACCUGACCCUGUACUUCAGCGCAGAGGGGGAGGAGCUGCAGCGGCGAUGGAUGGAUGUCCUGCUGAGAGCUGGGAGGGGGGAGGAGCCUCAGAUGCACCGGCCAAUUGUGGAGAGUCUGGAGGAGGAGGGGGAGGAGCUAUUGGCUGCAGAGGAGGGGGAGAACACGUGAUUCUGUGGGACGACGAAGGAUGGGGAUGAUAAAGAUCAAUCCUUAUUGGAAACCAUUAAAACCAGUACAUAUACAGCCGAUAUCUAACACACACACACACACACACACUGCAUGAUUCAUCUUUUUUUUUUUCCUACCUGCGCUGUGACGCAAUGAGGUGGUGGAGCUUCUUCUCCCACAGUAAAUCCUCACAGGAAACACUGUGUUUUUUCUCCCCUGAGUAUGGUCUUAAACACUACAGUACCCAUAAGCCUCAGCCACCGUUGCUACGGGGACACCACCACCCAGAGCUGUGACAUCAGAGUUGUAUCAUAUGAAGUGAAUGUGUGAGUUUAUCUGUCAGCAGUAAGAAGCUCUCUGAUUGGACGUUUCCUGGAACAUAAAGCACAUUUUCUCACCUACUGUCAGACGGUCUGUCGGCUGUCAGCGGUUACUGUGAGCUCCUGAUUUACCUUUAAAUACACAUUUAAACUGUCUGAGACCAGUGAGCGUCAGAACCUGCAGGAAGGUCACAAACACAACACAGCUACACAUUCAGUCCGAUAUCUUCAUUUAUCUCUGAAUCGAUAUCAACUCCACAAACGUGUUUUUUUCUUAUUUUACCUUUUUUAACAGCUGAGAUUAAAAUCUGUUUUUGUUGAGGGAGUCCUGGACAAGACGGACAGCAGCACAAACAAACGAUGAUGAGCAGACACAAAACAAAAGAUCAGAAAGUAUAAAACAUCCCAGUGAACAAAAUGCAGUACAGGCCGCACUUCCAAAGACUCCCAGAGAGCCUGUCUCCAGGUCCCUCAAAAAACAUCCACAGAAAUCAAAUCAUUAAGUUUUAAAACAUUCUGCAGAAUAUAUCUGGAACCCUUCUCCCAACAUCUGCUGCAGACAGCUAAUAUUCGUCCUGAGACUGAAGAGACGACGGUCCAGCAGCCUACAGUCAAAUAUGAAUACAGAGAUUAGAUAAAGAAACGUAUUGACCUCACAGUCUGAGAUCUGGACUCUGAGACUGAGACAUAAACGUGUAAAGACGUCAACAACAACCUUCAUUAACCCCAAUGAAAACAUGAACGAGGAUAAACACACAGAAACACGUGCUGCAGUCAAUCUGGAUCAGAAGCUUCACAUCCCAGCCAGUCGCCCGAAAUCGCCCCUUACACGAGAUUCAGCCCUGUUUUUAAAAGAUAAAGUUUAUUUUGAAACCUGUCAACAGGAAGUGGAGUUUAACUGUUGAACACGAAGAAUAAAAAGACCCAUGUGUCCCCUUCAAAUGCACUUGAAAGACAUUUUUAACCCCAAAUUUCCCCUGAAGAAGAAAAAAAACAACUGCUGCUUUGUGACCUCCGAACCUGCCAAUCAAAUCACCUGUCUGGAGGUAAACUACACUUCCCAGCAGCCUCUGCUCCGAGGCGUUCUACCUGAAGCCUCUCUGCCCUCUGCUGGUGAAGUCUGGUGCUGCAGGUUUUUAUAAAAUCACUGGGGCAGUUCAUCGCCGUCCUGCAGAAAUAUCAAGAAUCAUCGGUUUAUAUACUUAUUAUGAAUAUAUUUAUUUUAGAUCUCAGAGUUCAAACUGCGUCUUCAGUUCACAAAACGUAAAACAGGGAAACUGAAGUCCGCUGAUGUUUCAAGUUUACAACUUUAAGUCCAAAAAGAAACAAAAAAAGACUUUAAAAUAGAAAUGUUUGACUCUUAGUAGCCUCAGAUUGUGUCUCUACGACUGAUGAAUUAAUAAAGAUAAUUUAACAGUACUAUUACCCUUUGACAUAUGAGGUUUCUGCAGGAAUCUGAUGAUCUCUGCCCCAGAUGAUAAUGAUGAUGAUGAUGAUGAUGAUGAAGGCGAAGGUUUUUUGUUUUUUUUUGAGUUGGUUGUAAAAAGUUUGAGAAAGAGUUUUUUAAGAUGGACGGAGACAUGAAGAGGAUGCAGACUGGACUGUCCCCCUUCAUGUGAUCAGACGGACUCGAUGCUCUGUGUGUCCUGGAUGAAUCCAGCAAUUAAACGGAGCCGAUCUGAACUGAACCCAAAAGAAAAGACUUGAGUUGUUUUUAUGAUGUGGUCCAGUAUUUCUCUCUCUGUCUCUAUAAACACCUUUUGGACAAAGUGUUUUGAUAGUGAAAAUAUUAUUAUUAAUAUUAUUAUUAUUAUUGUUAUUCUGAUGAAUCUAUCUGAUGCUAUGAUGAACUGAUAUUUCCGUGUUUAUGAGUCUGGGUUGUGUUUGAUGUUUGCUUGAUGCAAGUUGAUGCAAGAAGAAAACAAAGAGUAAAAAUUUUGUAAAUAUAAUUUAUUCUCCUGUGACCUCCCCGGUCAUGUGACUGUGUAAAGGUUAAAGGUUAAUGCUCGCUGUCCCUCCACACUCUGCAGACCUCCACACAGCCAGAGCCAAUCAGACGGCUGACAGCGUGAAGCUCAAAGGGACAGUCUGACGUUUCAGUCGAUCCUCCUGUUCUUCAGUGUGCUAAGCUUGGCUAGAAGUUUCCCCCUACUUCCAGUCUUUGUGCUAAGCUAGGCUAGCAGGUCUCCCCUGCUUUGUGCUAAGCUAGCCUAUAAGUUCACGCUAAAUGAGUUUUGCAGUUUCUCCCUUCUUCCAGUCUUUUAUGCUAAGCUAGGCGUUACAUUUCCCCUUGCUUGCAGUCUCCUAGGAUAACAGUUUUCCCCUGCUUCCAGCCUUCAGGCUAAGCCAGGCUACUAGAAGAUUCCCCUUCUUCUAGUCUUUGUGCAAAGCUUGUUUAGUAGUGUCCCCCUUCUCCCUGCCUUUGUGCUAAGCUAGGCUAGCAGUUUCCCCCCUCUUCCAGUCCUUGUGCUAAGCUAGGUUAGCAGUUUCGCCCUGCUUCCACUCUUAAGGCUAAGCUAGGCUAGCAGUUUUCCCCUUCUUCCAGUCUUAGUGCUAAGCAAGGCUAGCAGUUUCCCUCAGCCUCCAGUCUUUAUGCUAAGCUAGGCUAGCAGUUUCCCUCAGCCUCCAGUCUUUAUGCUAAGCUAGGCUGGCCACAUCCUGGAUCCACGGAGAUGACACUGAAGUGAAACAUGUGACUCUUGAGUUAAAACAUGUUUUAAAAAUGUUGAACUAUUCCUUUAACUUCAGGCCUCUGUCACAUGGUGCUCAGUCUGUGUGUGGCUCUGGUUGUCACAGUGUGUGUUUGGCGUGUUCUUGGCGUGUAAAGCAGACUCCAGUGGUGUGUCGUCCUCUCCUCCCUCACUGGGAAUGGAAGGAAAUGGCCAGUAACUCAGCCUUAUCGUUCCCAUCAUCACCAGUUGUCUCGAUGUGGUGAAAAUGUUUUCAAUUUCAAUCUGAGUGACUCGUGUUGAGCAGGUGUCGAUUAUUUUGCUUCUUGUAUGAGAUUUAUUUUCUUUCUGUUUUCAGAGACUUUUGCAGACUGGUUCCAGUCCUGACUGGUUCUUACUGGUUCUAAGCGGUUCUGACCAGUGUGUGUUCAGUACAGUUGAACAGUGGUGUGUUGUAUCAGUCCAGUGUGCACUUUUCUCUCCGUGUGCCAACGCACGUAUUCACAACUAUCCAGUAUUCAGUAAACAGAGCCUGUGAAGUUGUUGGCUAUUAUAUCAGAUUAUGUGUUUAAAUAUUUCUUGUUGUUACUUUUGGGAUGGAUAUCAGUUUAUAUCACCAGUUACAGUCUCUUACACCAGUUUAUAGCCAGUUGCAGUCUCCUACAUCCGUCUGAGCUGUUUAUAACUAGAGAUGAGCAUCAUUAAAAUAUGAAGGCUACACAUGAGAUGUUUUUUUGUGUGUGUGAAAUGAACAGAUUUCUUUAAAUUAUUAUUCAAAAUAACGCCUACUUGAAAAUUUGUUCAGAUGUUUGCAGAGAAGAGAGCAAGCUAGCUUUAGCCAGGAGGCUAGCUCCCAAGAUGACUCACCACAACAGAGUGCAUGGAUGAUGUUUUUUUCUGUUUGGAGGCUGAGACGGAUGUUAGUGUCGCCCUGUUUCCCUCGUCAAAGAUCCAACGAGAUUUUUCCAUUGGGUUUUGGAUAAUUCCACAAAUGAGCUCUGUGGUAAACAAAAGUUUGUGAUACUUACAGGUUUUAUUCAUCAAGAUAAUCACAAAUAAACACCACCUUUAUGACUUUUGAAAGGUAAAUGCAAUUGCCAGAAGUUACAAGCUAACGUUAGGCUACAAACAAACUACGUCACAUGGCUUCAACGAGGCUGUAAGUCCGUUUUCGGUGUGAUGACAUUCUGUUGUCUCAUUAAGCCACCUGCUAGCUACCUUUUCUUUUAAGACAUGUAAAGACUUCAAAAUUCGCGAGUGACGUAUUUACUGCUGUAUUUUAUGUCAGAGAACAAAACAUGAAAGUCUCUUCAGCUUGUGUUAACCACAGGCCUUAUUUCAGACAUCUAACCAAAAACACAUUGACUUUGCAAAGAGGAAAUCAGGAGUGCUAACACGCUAACUCAUUUCCAGGUUUUGGGACUCAUUCCUGCACCAAUCUUCAUUCAGUUAACUGGGAAAUAUGUCACAGUGCAGAGGCUAAUGACGCUCUAACUUACGUUUCACUAAGACUAUAAAUAUAAUAAAUAUUAAAAUUUGUUACUGAAAACAAACAGAGGCAAUAUAAGUCUAUGUUAGAUUUGUUUACCAAGUUUGGACUGUCAUGAACAUGAUGUGAUGAGCGCUUUAUUGAGAAAACACUAAGACUCCCCACCCUCAGUUUCCCAACAAGCUAACGUUGACUACCCCAUUUGCUAAACAGUUACCUGUUAGCUUGUUAGCACUGAGCUUAACCACUGGAGUUUUAAUAUGAAGUCAAAGCUAGUGCUAGCUAAACACUCGCUAGCAGACAAGUUUGUCCAUGUUGUGCAUAAUGGCAGCGCUGUUGUGAAUGUUAGCCACCUUACAACUUUAGUUUUAGUUACGUUACACAGUAACUUAGAGUUGUGUUCAUAACAAAACCGUUUUAGAGUCAUGUCGCUUCUUUAUUACUUUGCAUCAGUGAAAACACUCAACCUGCUCGUCUCUAGUUAUAACGUCAGCAGAACCAGUUAAAUCACCAGUAGAAUCAAGUUUUAACUGGUUUAUUUACAGCCACUUUGAACCAGUUAGAGCCGGUACCAGUCAGCUGUAAGCCAGUACAGCCAGUCAGUAUCAAACUAACAGAAGAUGUAGUUACCACCACAGCUGGUUAGAGCCGGUUCUAACUGGGUCUAACCAGUCAGAGCUGGUUCUGUCACACUGGACUGUUGUUCUGGUCUCAUCAGUAUUUUGCCUUAUACACACGUUUUGAAUUUUAUUCAACUUUUGCCUGUGCCAAAUCAGACGACUCGGUGGCUGUCAGUGUUAGUCUGUGGGUUUGUAUUUAUUUGUCUUUUAUAUCCAAACUGUUUUUAUUAUGUUGUUUUUUCAACUUCCUGUUCUGAUCCUGAUCCUGGUCCUGAUCCUGGUCCUGAUCCUGGUCCUGAUCUGGAUCCUGAUACAAUCUCAGUGGUUUUUCGGGUGGGUUUUAUGUGUUAAAUCAGACAUGCAUCACCUGAUUGCUCCUCAUCACAAGGUCACAGUGUUAUGGACUGUUAUUGGCUGCUGUUACCAUGGAGACCAUCAGGAUUUUCACCUCCGUUUAUACUCGCAGUUUGCCGAGAUGAAGCUGAAACAUGAACCAAACCAAAUAAUGUUAGCGACAUGUUCUUUACUUAUCAGAGGAGGGGUGUGACUUUGGUUUGUUUGUUUGUUUUUUUGAUUUGUUGUUGUUUCUUGACCCUCCCUGAAGCGCCAGAUAUUUUUUAUAUUGAAAAUCCAACAAUAAUUUCUGUGUUACAGUUUCUGGCUGUGAUGAAUGGUAUAAUUUUGGUGGGUGGGUUUGGAAUAAUAAUAAUAAUAAUAGUAAUAAUAAUAAUAUAGUAUAGCUCCUUUCAAAACACAGUUACAAAGUGCUUUACAGAUCAGGUGAAAAUAACACAAUCAUCAAAAUCACUGAGAAAAACAUACAACCAAAAACCUGAUCUGCUUUACAGAGUGAGAUAAAACAGUCAGGAUAAAAGCAUAAGCCAGUCGAGAACGUGACAUGUUGUUUUUUUUUAAAAAAAAUCUGCAGUAAAAUGAAUAUAAAAUAUAACCAUUUCAGUCUGUAUGCCCCUCCCCUAAAAAUCCCUUCCCAGUGCUUAAAAAUGAUUUGACAUGCCUCCCCCUUUUUGCACCACCCCCUCAUAAAUAACGGACAGUCCCUAACUGGAAACGUCACCAGAAAUGGUUAAACUGAUUUAGAACCAGGAGCUCUCUCCAGGUGUAACAGCAGCACGGUUGUGUAUUGUUCUUCUUCUUCUUCCUGUUGUAGUUCUAGUAUCUUGUUAUUAUUGAUUAUUGAGUAUUGAUUGAUUGCAGGUUAUUGGUUAGUGGCCGGCCACUGCCUUCCAUCCUGUCUAUGUCUGUUUCCCAUCAUGCCCUUCUGUAAGAAAAUACAAUGAGAAAUGUUUAUGAGGUUAUAAAUGAAAUAAAAAUGUAAAA
This is a messenger RNA of Epinephelus fuscoguttatus (brown-marbled grouper), 10686 nucleotides long. RefSeq names its product FYVE, RhoGEF and PH domain containing 1 (gene fgd1). Gene Ontology annotation, cellular component: cytoplasm. Gene Ontology annotation, molecular function: metal ion binding; guanyl-nucleotide exchange factor activity. Gene Ontology annotation, biological process: cytoskeleton organization; filopodium assembly. NCBI's taxonomy places the organism in Eukaryota, Metazoa, Chordata, Actinopteri, Perciformes, Serranidae. The transcript is spliced from 18 exons. The record is from RefSeq and is a predicted model, not a curated record. Bases 1035 to 4250 code for a protein of 1071 amino acids.